This is a messenger RNA of Jaculus jaculus (lesser Egyptian jerboa), 1746 nucleotides long. RefSeq names its product peroxisome proliferator activated receptor gamma (gene Pparg). The transcript has 8 exons. Gene Ontology annotation, molecular function: zinc ion binding; RNA polymerase II cis-regulatory region sequence-specific DNA binding; nuclear receptor activity. Gene Ontology annotation, cellular component: nucleus. The coding region runs from base 174 to 1601 and encodes 475 amino acids. Lineage: Eukaryota; Metazoa; Chordata; Mammalia; Rodentia; Dipodidae. Gene Ontology annotation, biological process: cell differentiation; negative regulation of transcription by RNA polymerase II; positive regulation of transcription by RNA polymerase II. The record is from RefSeq and is a predicted model, not a curated record.
CACACACACACACACACACACACGCGCGCACGCACACGCCCUCCCCGGUCCCGGUCCGGGUCCCGGCCACGGCCACGGCCAUGGCCACGGGCAGGCAGCGCCCACGAUUUGAAAGAAGCCAACUGUGAACCACAGAUAUACAAGAAGAUCAUCCUUUACAAGUAGAAAUUACCAUGGUUGACACAGAGAUGCCAUUCUGGCCCACCAACUUCGGAAUCAGCUCCGUGGACCUCUCUGUGAUGGAUGACCACUCCCACUCCUUUGACAUCAAACCCUUCACCACUGUUGAUUUUUCCAGCAUUUCUGCUCCACACUAUGAAGACAUUCCAUUCACAAGAGCUGACCCAAUGGUUGCUGAUUAUAAAUACGACCUGAAGCUCCAAGAAUAUCAAAGUGCAAUCAAAGUAGAACCUGCAUCUCCACCUUAUUAUUCUGAAAAGACCCAGCUCUACAACAGGCCCCAUGAAGAGCCUUCCAACUCCCUCAUGGCCAUUGAGUGCCGUGUCUGUGGAGAUAAAGCUUCAGGCUUUCACUAUGGGGUUCAUGCUUGUGAAGGAUGCAAGGGGUUUUUCCGAAGAACCAUUCGAUUGAAGCUUAUUUAUGAUAGAUGUGAUCUUAACUGUCGGAUCCACAAAAAAAGUAGAAAUAAAUGUCAGUACUGUCGGUUUCAGAAAUGCCUGGCUGUGGGAAUGUCUCAUAAUGCCAUCAGGUUUGGGCGGAUGCCACAGGCCGAGAAGGAGAAGCUGUUGGCGGAGAUCUCCAGUGAUAUCGACCAGCUGAACCCAGAGUCUGCUGAUCUCCGGGCCCUGGCAAAGCAUUUGUAUGACUCAUACAUAAAGUCCUUCCCGCUGACCAAAGCCAAGGCGAGGGCGAUCUUGACAGGAAAGACAACAGACAAAUCACCAUUUGUCAUAUAUGAUAUGAAUUCCUUAAUGAUGGGAGAAGAUAAAAUCAAGUUCAAACACAUCACCCCUCUGCAAGAGCAGAGCAAAGAGGUCGCCAUCCGCAUCUUCCAGGGGUGCCAGUUUCGCUCUGUGGAAGCCGUGCAAGAGAUCACAGAGUAUGCCAAAAGUAUCCCUGGUUUUGUAAACCUUGACUUGAAUGACCAAGUAACUCUGCUCAAAUAUGGUGUCCAUGAGAUCAUCUACACCAUGUUGGCCUCCCUGAUGAAUAAAGAUGGAGUUCUCAUAUCAGAGGGCCAAGGAUUCAUGACCAGGGAGUUCCUCAAGAGUCUGCGGAAGCCCUUUGGUGACUUUAUGGAGCCCAAAUUUGAAUUUGCUGUGAAGUUCAAUGCACUGGAAUUAGAUGACAGUGACUUGGCCAUAUUUAUAGCUGUCAUUAUUCUCAGUGGAGACCGCCCAGGCUUGCUGAAUGUGAAGCCCAUUGAGGACAUCCAGGACAACCUGCUGCAGGCCCUGGAGCUCCAGCUGAAACUGAACCACCCUGAGUCCUCACAGCUGUUUGCCAAACUGCUCCAGAAAAUGACAGACCUCAGACAGAUUGUCACAGAGCACGUGCAGCUAUUGCAUGUGAUCAAGAAGACGGAGACGGACAUGAGCCUGCACCCCCUGCUCCAGGAGAUCUACAAGGACUUAUAUUAGCAGAGAAGUCCACCCCACUGACAACAUGUUCCUUCCUCCAAUUGCACUAUUAUUUUGAGGGAAAAUCUGACACCUAAGAAAUUUACUGUGAAAAGCAUUUAAAAACUAAAGGUUUUAGAAUAUGAUCUAUUUUAUGCAUAUUGUU